Molecule: messenger RNA, 2529 nt
Organism: Gryllus bimaculatus (two-spotted cricket)
Lineage: Eukaryota; Metazoa; Arthropoda; Insecta; Orthoptera; Gryllidae
Source: the annotation of a GenBank genome assembly
GUGAGGAGCGGCGCCGCCAUGAUCCCUCCGUCGCAGCUGCCGUCAACGGACUCGCUGGACGGGCUGACGGCCGCCACCCCCGACUCCGACCCGACCAACCUCGUGUGCAGCCUCAAGUGCGCGGGCGGGCGCUGCGCCCCGCACUGCGCGCAGCGCUUCGCCACCGCGCGCUGCUACGUCACCCUGCUCGUCCUGCUCUUCCUGCUGCUGGGCGUCGUGCGCGGCUACAUCGGCGGCCUGGCCUUCCUCGUAGGAGACCUCUUCGGGUUGCCCGAUGUCGCCGUCGUGGGCUCUCAGCGCCUUUGCAUGUGCUCCGAUCCAGAGCUGCUGCUGGUGGGCGCGGAGACGGCGCAGGGCUUCUCGUCCAUGCUGGUGGCGCACUGGGGCGCGCGCGGCCACCGGCCCUCGUGGCUGGGCGCGCCGGCCUUCCUGCACGCGGGCGCCUGCUUCGCCGCGCUCGUGCCCUUCGAUUUCGCUCGCCAUGAUGUCAUGAGCGAAAAGCGCUCGGCCGAGAAAACCGAAGAUCUGAUGCACGGUACUAAGAACUCCCAGUUGAAAUUCAAUUAGUACUUGUGCGAACUAGUCGCGCCAAUGCACGAGACAAAUGAGGUGGAGACGUGCUGGACCACGCUGGUGGUGCUGGUGGCGGUGCAGCUGACGGCGGGCAUCGCGUGGGCAGCGCUGCUCACGCACGGCAUCGCCUACCUCGACGACAACGUUGACUCCGAGGACAGCCCCGCGCUCUUGGGCGGAGUGCUGGGUGCUGACCGGCUUGGCCCUCCUAUCGGACAGGUGUUGGCCUUCGUCUGCGCCUCGAGAACUGGCGACGUGACAGCUGGAGGCGAAGUCAGCAAAAUCUGGUGGCUUGGUCUGUUUUCCACAGUUAAAAGGUUACUGAAGAAUCCGAUUGUUGGGCUUUUAACACUGUUUCUCAUGUUCCUGUACGCGCCAUUGCAUUUUUUCUCCCAGUACGAAAAUCGCUAUCUUGAAUCAGUGUACUUUAUCCCAGAGCCCGAAUACAGUGGUGGAGUGUUCAAGGAUCAAUGGACAUCAAGAGUCACAACAGCAUUUCUAAAACCACCAAUUAUAUUAAUGACAAUGCUGCUUUCUGGAAUGAUAAUUGCCAGAAAACGCCCUAGACCAUCUUCUUUAGCAAUGUGGAAUGUAGUUGUAGCUUCCCUAACAGCUGCAACAUUUUUUACAUUUAUAUUUCUAAGCUGUCCUGUUCACAUAACAGGAAUGACUGAUGGAAAGUACGUAGCUUUUGGAAUUAUUUUUAGACAUACAGUUGGCAGGUCCAUGCUAACGCACGGGCUCAGAGUCCCCAAUGUCCAAGAACUCCCAAUAGGUCUUAGAAAAUAUUUAGUACUAAUUUUUUUCAAAAAAUAAAAUAAAAAACCAUAUGAAUAAGUGAUCAAUGAUUAAAAUACACGCAACAAAUUGGCAAAACAGAUUCAUGUGUUGCGCAUCAUUAGAUAUAUAUUAUACAAAAUGUUGCUGGUUGAUGUGAGAAUGUCACUCAGUGAAGAGAAGUUGAUUAGUUAGUUUAUUUUUUUUUAACUAAACGUGUCUUUAAAUUGGGGCGUGUGUGAAAGUAAGAGUAGGGAAACCCUCAAAUUAAUGAAGGCCCAAGGAUCAACAAUGCUGUUAAAACAGCCUUGAUAGUUGGAUAAAGUUUACCUUGCGCACUUUCUCAGAAGCUCUCGAGUAUUUCGUUCAUCUUAUGUCAUCUGGCGAUAAAAGUGCCAAUCUACUUUAAUGAAGGGAAGCCAGAUAGAAAUAUUCCUACCAAAAAAUUAUACAGAAAAUCACCAUAUUGUAAGUCUGGUUUUCAUAGCUUUCAAUUUUCUACAAUAGCAUUGUUCCCCGACUUCAAAAUCGCACACAAUUGUCAAUUUAUGGUCGUCACCAUCAGUUUAUAUUAUUUUCUUUUUUACAGAACAAAAUGUAUAAUAUUUUUCACAUUUUUUCACAAGAAAUUAAAUUAUGUUCUGUGAAGAUUACACUAUAUUUAUUUGAUGUCAGUUCCAGAUGAAAGAAUUUAAGACUAAUAAGUUGGAAUGUAAGUUGAUUGCAACUGUAACUUCUUUUUCAUUUUCGUCAUUACCUUUAUUUUUAUAAGGAAACUUUCAAGUUUCAAGAGAAAAAAUACACAAAUGCCAGCAAGUAAUAAGUAAAUUUCAUCCUAUAUUUUUCUCAAUUGUUUAUACAUACCUACCCUUUUAUGAGAGUAUUGUAAUAUGGAGCCGUCCAUAAAUUACAAAACGCAAAUGUGGACUAUUUUGAAUACUCCCUCUCCCCCGUGUAACACACCUGUAAUGUGCGAUUGAACUAAAUAAUUAUAGAAAGCUUCUGACCUCCCCGUAAAUGAAAGAAGUGAAAAUACAUUACAGCCCAGUAAAAGAAAUGUAUUCAUUUUCUGUGAGGUGUCUUAAAAUUUAUGUUUAUUAAUAAUUAAAGUCAGAAUUAGUUGUCGAUGCUGACUGCACCUAACAAUAAGAUUGAGGGCAAAUUUUGAGUGAAGGAGGA